AUGGCACUUCCAACGAAUUGUUCCCUGCAUAAUCACCUGCGAACUCAAGCUUGGUCGGCUGCUCUGGCAUUUGCUCCCGUUCGUCGGAAUCCCGCACAGAAAGCGAAGGCGCCGAUCAAUAGGCUGCCUGUAGGCGCUUCGGUCACUGCUACGACAUCGGCGACGAUAUCCGCCACCGCCACCGUUUCCUCGACGGCCGUUAUUUUUGCGCCUCCGGAGCUGGUCGACCCAUCUGCUGCGGCACAAGAAGCUGAAAGCACGACUCAGGCGUGGGGGAAGAAAGUGAAACCCCCUUCUAUGGUGCUCGAUGAAGAUGUGAACGGAUUCCGAUCAUCUCGUGGUGGACGGGGAAACAAAAAGAAAGGCAAAGGGAAGAAGAACAAAAAUGCACCCCUCGUCAACGUCUGGGAUCCUACGGAGCAAUACGAUCCUCUACGGCCCAAUGAUUACAACGAAUACAAAAUGUGGAAGCAACGAGAGCGCAUACAAAAACGUGAAGAGCUCGCAGAACAGCGUCGCAAGGAGGAACGCAAACGCUACAGACGGGACGGUAGCUAUUCGGAUAGCGAAAAUACCGACGAUGAUGAUGAUGAGAGGCCUCCUCGAAAAAUGGGGCGCCACGAUGACUACACGGAGGAACCCCACGAGAGCGCCAUGGAAGAAGAUAGUCGGCCACCUUACCAGGCCACCGCGCCCGCAUCUGCGGUGGAUCGUAGUCUGACAGGAGACGAAGCGUACAUGCGACGCCUCGCGCUUUCGGGCAUGCGACUACCGUCUCCGCUGCCAGUUCAGUCGUAUCCGCCAGCUGCGAUGGAAGAAGAUCCUAAUGCUAUUCCGGGGUUAGUCCCGACCGUAGCUGCUCCCCCACCAACGCUCUCGGGCGAAGAAGCAUAUCUUCGUCGCGUUGCAUUAUCUCAAGGCCAACGACCUGAUAUGCCGACCUUUGCGCCAGCGAUAAACGCGCCAGCGUUCGCCCCUCCCGUGCGCCCACCCUCUCCCCCGGAGUUAGCGUACAACCCCUUCGCGCCACCAGAAAAUGUUCCCCCGCCCCCUCCUGGUGGACCGGGAAGCGUACCCGCAGGGUUCCAAGAUAUCCAAGAUAAAAUCAAGGCUGCUGCUGCUAUUGCGGCCAAACUGAGCGCGCUGUCUGCUGCUCCCGCUUCAGAAGGAUCGGGGUCCAGUUCCCCGGUACCUGAUCCAGCUCCCAAGAAGCCUGACCCACACGGAUUCGCCGCACGUCUUAUGGCAAAAUGGGGUCAUAAGGAGGGGCAGGGACUUGGUGCCGAUGGAUCUGGUAUUGUCAACGCUUUGGCCGUUGAACAAGUCAAAGCGGGGAAAGCAGGCGGUGGAUCCAAAGGAGUCGGGUCGAAGAUGGGUAAGAUUGUAAACAACAACGAGGACGCGAAGACGAGGGAAGACAAGGAACGAUUUGGCGAACCAAGCAGGGUAAUCGUCUUGACCAACAUGGUUGGACCUGAAGACGUAGAGGAUGAAGAGCUACGAGAGGAAAUAGGGGACGAGUGCUCAAAGAAUGGUACAGUUGAACGAGUUGUGGUGCAUUUGGUCAAUCCCGCUCCGCCGAACCCUGAAGAUGCAGUACGCAUCUUCGUACUCUUUGCAGGCCCUGUUGGUGCUUGGAAAACAGUGCGAGAGUUGGAUGGUCGUUAUUUCGGUGGGCGUAGUGUACGAGCCAGGUAUUUCUUGGAGAGUCGGUUCAACCGCUCCGACCUAGAUUCGCCAUUGUGA
Messenger RNA from Pleurotus ostreatus (oyster mushroom), 1746 nucleotides. RefSeq lists its product as uncharacterized. NCBI's taxonomy places the organism in Eukaryota, Fungi, Basidiomycota, Agaricomycetes, Agaricales, Pleurotaceae. Gene Ontology annotation, biological process: mRNA cis splicing, via spliceosome. Gene Ontology annotation, molecular function: RNA binding. The record is from RefSeq and is a predicted model, not a curated record. The transcript has 5 exons. Gene Ontology annotation, cellular component: precatalytic spliceosome. The coding region runs from base 1 to 1746 and encodes 581 amino acids.